Messenger RNA from Entelurus aequoreus (snake pipefish), 3742 nucleotides. It is a transcript of the gene itgb5, whose product is annotated as integrin, beta 5. Gene Ontology annotation, biological process: integrin-mediated signaling pathway; cell migration; cell-matrix adhesion. Gene Ontology annotation, cellular component: integrin complex; focal adhesion; cell surface. Lineage: Eukaryota; Metazoa; Chordata; Actinopteri; Syngnathiformes; Syngnathidae. The transcript has 16 exons. The coding region runs from base 312 to 2762 and encodes 816 amino acids. Gene Ontology annotation, molecular function: integrin binding. The record is from RefSeq and is a predicted model, not a curated record.
ACAGCUUGUGGGGGCGGAGCCAAAAUAGCAAGGACGGUCGAGUUUGGAAGAGUUGAGGAUUUUCCUGCGUUUGUCUCCUUCUUGUCUUCCCAGCGUUUAAACCAACCAACGACUGCUGAGGCCGAACACCGAGUCCACGCAGCGGGUCGUCUUCUGCCGGCAUGGCUGAAGCAGAAGCACCGACGAGCGGAUUAAACAAUGGCAACCUGUCGCUGACGUGCACGGCUCGUCAACCGUGGAGCAGCUGGACCGGAACCAGUCGCGAUGGUUGAGUGAGAGACGAGAGAGACUUUUUAGCCGCCAAAAGAGAUAUGCGAGGAGCAUUGCACUGUCAACAGCCGAGAGACGCCAUGUGCAGCCCGGCUACACGCAUGUGGAGAGCCGCUGUGUGCUGCUGGAUGCUAACAUUCCUGCACACCUCCACAGGUUUAAAUGUGUGUAUGAGUGGCAGCGCUACUUCCUGUGAAGAAUGCCUUCUCAUCCACCCCAGUUGCGCCUGGUGCGCACAAGAGGACUUCGGCAGGGGGCGCACCCUCAACUCCCGCUGCGACUUCUUCCAAAAUCUGCACAAGCGAGGCUGCGGGAGCCGCUUCGUGGAGCACCCGACCAACAGCAUGACAGUCCGGCAGGACAUGCCUCUGAGCUCCAAAGGCUCCGGCUUCAAACAGUACGACGUGGUCCAGAUCAGACCGCAGAGCCUCUCUCUCAGCUUGCGACCAGGACAGCAGACGUGGUUUGACCUGCAGGUGCGGCAGGUGGAGGACUACCCGGUGGACCUCUACUACCUGAUGGACCUCUCCCUAUCCAUGAAGGACGACCUGGAAACCAUCCGCAACCUGGGCACCAAGCUGGCCGAGGAGAUGGGCAAACUCACCAGCAACUUCAGGAUGGGCUUCGGCACCUUCGUGGACAAGAACCUCUCACCCUUCUCCUACACGGCGCCAAAGUACCAGGAGAACCCGUGCAACGGGUACAAGCUGUUCCCCAACUGCGUGCCCACCUUUGGCUUCCGCCACAUCUUGUCGCUGACGGACCAGGUAGACCGCUUCAACCAGGAAGUGCAGAAGCAGAUGGUGUCUCGCAACCGGGACGCCCCCGAAGGCGGCUUCGACGCCAUCCUGCAGGCGGCGGUUUGUAAGGAGGAGAUCGGCUGGAGGAAGGAGGCCUACCACCUGCUGGUGUUCGCCACCGACGACGUGCCCCAUCUGGCUCUGGACGGGCGGCUGGGCGGCCUCGUGCGACCCCACGACGGACGCUGUCACCUGGACGACAAGAGCGAGUACAGCGCCUCCACGCACAUGGACUACCCGUCUCUGGCGCUGCUGGGCGAGAAACUGGCGGAAAACAACAUUUUCCUCAUCUUCGCCGUCACAAAGCGCUUGUACGUCAUUUAUAAGAAUUUCACGGCACUUAUACCGGGCACCACGGUGGAGAUCCUGGACCAGGACUCCAAGAACGUCAUCCAGCUCAUCAUCACUGCCUACAGUAACAUCCGCUCCAAAGUGGAGCUGACGGUGUGGGACCAGCCCGAAGACCUCAGCCUGUCUUUCAGUGCCACCUGCCAGGAUGGACAACCUCUGACUGGCCUCAGGAAGUGCACCGACUUGAAGAUCGGCGACACGGUAUCGUUCAACGUGAGCGUGGAGGCCAGGAGCUGUCCUCCUCGCCGCACCGACCACAGUUUCACCAUCAGGCCGGUGGGCUUCAAAGACCGCCUGCGGGUCGCCGUGGACUACCAGUGCGACUGCGGAUGCACCCAGGUGGCCCAGACCAACAGCAGUCUCUGCAGCUCCAUCGGUACGUACAAGUGCGGGAACUGCCAGUGCGAUCCGGGCUACCUGGGCGCCCGCUGCGAGUGCCAGGAGGGUGAGGCGGGCAGCGGGCACAUGGCGGCCUGCCGCGAGGCCGAGGGCAAGCAGGUGUGCAGCGGGCGCGGCGAGUGCAGCUGCAACCAGUGCUUGUGCUACGAGUCCGAGUUCGGCAAGAUCUACGGCAGCUUCUGCGAGUGCGACGACUUCUCGUGCGCUCGGCACAAAGGUGUCCUCUGCUCAGGUCGCGGCGAGUGCCACUGCGGCGAGUGCAAGUGUCACGCCGGCUACGUGGGGGACAACUGCAACUGCUCCACGGAGACGGCGUCCUGCGUGGCCGACGACGGGCAGCUGUGCAGCGGGCGGGGCCACUGCGUGUGCGGGCGCUGCCAGUGCACGCAGCCCGGCGCCUUCGGGGACGCCUGCCAAAAGUGCCCCACCUGCCCGGACGCCUGCGACAGCAAAAGGGAAUGCGUGGAGUGUCAUCUGCUCAAGUCGGGACGUCCGUCAGACAACCAGACGUGUCAGCAGCGCGUGUGCAAGGAUGAAAUAGUCACAGUGGACGCUCUCAAAACGGAGGAGCCGGGCGCCGUCUUGUGCGUCUACAAGACAGACGACGACUGCGUGAUGAAGUUCACGUACUUGGAGCACGCCAGCGGACGAGCGGUUCUGACGGCGCUGAGGGAAGCAGAGUGUUCCGGGGGUCCAGACGCGCUGAUGGUCCUGCUAGCGGUGGUCGGCAGCAUCCUGCUGGUGGGCGUGAUCUUGCUGGCCGCCUGGAAGAUGGUCAUCACCGUGCACGACCGCCGGGAGUUUGCGCGCUUCCAGAGCGCUCGCUCCCGUGCACGCUACGAGGUGGCCUCCAACCCGCUCUACAAGCAGCCCUCCUCGGCCGCCUUCGUGGAACUGGACUUUGACCCCUACGACAAGUCCUACAACGGGGCGGUCCACUGACGCACGUUUUGAUGGGCGGGCUGGACACGCCCCUUCUGUUACAAGAACACGCGCGCUAGCGAGCGGGGCCUCUGAGGGGAGCUAAGCUAGCACGUUGACACAAACUUCCUCCUAUUGUGCCUUUUCCCAGAAAUGACUUUCUUCUGCUUCCUGAUUGGCUACAAAAAGCUCACAGGAAAUACUCCCAGUCCAAGAAGUACCGUGAGUAUGUUGAAAGUAGGAGUGACUCUGCACUUUUUUACCUCCCACUUUCACUCAAAACAUCAAACUGCUCAGCUUUCACAAAGAAAGUAUAAAAGGUACAAUAGUAAACUUUGAUUUGUGGUACAUUUUACUGGCUGAAGUACAAUAUUAAUAACUCAACAUUCAUCUUAACUUAUCUUUAAUCGCAACAGAAACGGUACCAAGCAGGAAGGUAAACAUAGAAUCUCUUUAGCGCUAUCGCUUUUUUACACACUUCAGUUUUUUACCUCUCACUUCUUUUCAGUUUCACUACAGCAAGGAAUAAAAAACAUAAAACCGCUCAGCUUUUAUCUGGAAUAAACAGUACAAGAGCAACUGCAAAUACAACAGUAAAAGUUGAUCGCGUUUGCUAGCUAGCUAGCUAGGACUACAAAGUCCUCACGCUUUGCUACACACUUCAGUUUUUUACUUCUCACUUCCAUUAAUUUUCACUACAGCAAGGAAUAAAAAACAUAAAACCGCUCAGCUUUUGAUCUGGAAUAAACAGUACAAGAGCUACAAUGCAAAUACAACAGUAAAAGUUGAUCGCAUUUGCUAGCUAGCUAGCUAGGACUACAAAGUCCUCACGCUUUGCUACACACUUCAGUUUUUUACGUCUCACUUCCAUUAAUUUUCACUACAGCAAGGAAUAAUGUGGGCUCUGUACCGAGGAUGUCGUUGUGGCUUGUACAGCCCUUUGAGACACUUGUGAUUUAGGGCUGUAUAAAUAAACAUUGAUUGAUUGAUUGAAUAAAAAA